AAGCUAGAUGGGAAGGAGAUGAUGCAACCUCCACAAUCUAGAGCCUUGUUGGCUUUUUCAAGUCGUUUCAAAACAGAACAAGGGGAAGAUGACAAGAAGGAAGAGGUGGUGUCUGAGUUGAGUAAUCGUGGCAGGACAACCGCAGCUGAAUCUAAUGGAAGGAAGCUCAACCUUAGGAAGAAGGCAGCUGAGGAGUCCCAAGAAUCUAAAAGGACCGAGAAAUUGGUUAGAGCCCGAAGAGAUUACGCAGGUGCCUCUUCAUCUACUGCUACAGAAUUCACCAGCUUAUUCAAGCAAGGGUAUCUCAAAUUCCUGAGGCUCCGAACUUCUGUUGCUAAGGAUCAUAUGCCAGAUGAGAAAAUAAUGUUCAAAAUCCAUCACCCCAAUGGGAAGAAAUGUUGGGAUGUGGUUUAUUUGGGGAGGUUUGGAGUUUUCUCUGGUGGAUGGCAACGUUUGGUUAAAGAGUAUCCCCUUGUUGUUGGGGAUACCUGCAAAUUUACAUUCAUCAAACCAGAGGAGCUACUUCUAGUUGUCUCAAAACCCUAAUGAUGAUGGAUGUGAGGGUGUCUUGGAGAAGAAAUUACUACUGAGUAAAACAACUCUGUGUUUAUUGAUGUUGUCUUAAUACUUUAGUUUGGUUUUAAGUUGGCAUCUGAACUUUGCUUCCUGUCUGUCUGAUGUAUCUCUGUAGCUUAAUAUGUUGGGACCAAUUAUCAGAAUCAUUAUAUGUAUGAAUGACUCUAAAAUCAAAUUAUCAACCUAAU
Arabidopsis arenosa is the source of this 764-nucleotide messenger RNA. NCBI's taxonomy places the organism in Eukaryota, Viridiplantae, Streptophyta, Magnoliopsida, Brassicales, Brassicaceae. The record is from the annotation of a GenBank genome assembly.